AUGGGCGUCCGAGGGAAUGGGGUUGCGGGAUGUCCCGGCACAGCUGAGCGCUGGGAGAAGGGCUCAGCCUCGCUGGGGCGGGCAGGUGGCCGAGAGAAUAAAAUGCCCAUCUUGAUCUCCAAGAUAUUUAAGGGGCUGGCGGCAGAUCAGACCGAGGCGCUGUACGUGGGGGAUGCCAUCCUCUCCGUCAACGGGACCGACCUGUCCGAGGCGACGCAUGACGAGGCGGUGCAGGCGUUGAAGAAGACGGGCAAGGAGGUGGUCUUGGAAGUGAAGUACAUGAAGGAGAUCUCCCCCUACUUCAAGAACUCCUCGGCGGGAGCAACGGUCAGCUGGGACCCCUCUCCCGCCGCCCUGCAGAAGCGAUCGUCCCCCCUGCUACCCCCUCGGGAGCUCCGGGAGGGCAGGACCGUGCCUCUGAAGAUGUGCUACGUGUCCCGCAAGUGCCUCCCUGCCGACUCGGAGCACAGGUACCUGGAGGUGUGCUCGGCGGAUGGACGCGUUGCCCUCUUCCUGCGGGCGAAGGACGAGGCCACGGCGCAGUCGUGGCUCAGCGCCAUCCAGGCCAACGCGGGCGCGCUGCUGCCGCGGGGGGAGGAGGGGCUUGUGGCCCGCCUGCCGCAGAGCCGUGAUGCCCUGGGCAAGCCCGCACACAGCUACCCCCUCAUUGCCACCAG
This is a messenger RNA of Tauraco erythrolophus (red-crested turaco), 677 nucleotides long. The record is from RefSeq and is a predicted model, not a curated record. NCBI's taxonomy places the organism in Eukaryota, Metazoa, Chordata, Aves, Musophagiformes, Musophagidae.